AUUCAGUCCGCCGGAGCUCUGCCGACUGGAGGGAUGUGACCCCGGAACAGGACGCCCUCCUACAACAACACACCAUUCAAACUGAGCACAGAAGAAAGAAAAGCUGGACCAGGAGGGAGCCACAGGAGCAGGGGGGAUGAACCGCGAGGAGGCCCCGGGGAAGUCUCCUGAAGACAUGUACAUCCAACAGAAAGUGCGGGUCCUGCUCAUGCUUAAGAAAAUGGGAUCAAAUCUCACGCCCAGUGAAGAGGCUUUUCUCCGGAAUUACGCAGGUGUGGUCCACAGUCAGAUGAGCCAGCUACCACAGCACAAUAUAGACCAGGGUGCAGAGGACGUGGUGAUGGCGUUCUCACGGUCAGAGACGGAGGAUCGGCGACAGUGACCCUGGGCCCCCUAUUCCACCCCACUGCAUCCCUCCCCGCCCCCAUCCCGCCCCGCACGUGAUCCACAACAACCCAAACUCCCACAAACACGACACUGAUGAGCUCAGGAGAGGAGGGGCGCCGGGAGGGACCGAAGAGGAGGGGAAGAGACACCAGGAGGUGGCUGCCUCGCUGCCCCCCCACCCAGCCUCUUCCAUCCCCGACUCCUCCUCACACAAGCUGGCACACCGUCACCUGAGAUGCACUCAAGUGCUUCACUGUGGGUUGAAGCCUCAGCAACAAGGCAGUCAGUGAAAACACUCACAGAUUGUGUGGAUGAAUAUCAGAUGUAGUUUCUUUUUUUUUUUUUUUGUGGGUGGGUUGGUUUUGUUUUGUAUUAUUUCGUCUGUGUUGAGACUUUAGGCAGUGUUAUGUGUCAUAUCUGCUGUGGUCACUGGAGGAAGUGACCAGUCAGCAGCUGAUUGAAGCAAAGAGAAAUAUAGUUUUGGUCAAGCAGCGAGUGUGAUGAUCGAUCGUGUUAGGGGAGAGUUUUUUUUUUAAUUAUUUCUGCUUACCCUAAUGGGGCUAAAAUUGUUUUUGAUUUAGCUGUCAUGUUAUAAAGGCUUUUGUAUUCUGUCACACAAGGGGGCCUCACUUAUAGACACUUCAUGUGUAUAAAAAAAGGCUUGAAAAACGGGCGCGCCAUCUCCCACGCUGGGAUGUUUCAAAGCGCGUCGACAUGUCUACUGGAAGUGAAGGCAAAGUAGUCAAAUGAACCCUAACGUAUUAUUAUCGCUUCUAAGACAAUUUAACUUUAUAUCAAAUUCUGGCCUGUUUAUUUAUCACUUUCUUGCAGCAGGAAGUCAGUGGUUGAACCCAGACACUCUAAUCAACUGCAGGUCUUUUUUUCUUUAUCAAUAAGCAGCUACAGCAUGUUUUUGGUAGGCGUGAUGUUUUUUGCUUUAGAAUCAUGUGACUUUCUCAUCACGCAGUGCUCACCGCUGCUGAUUAUCUCUUAUCACUCCAACCGGAAAUACUGACAAACAAAACGCUUACAGUCAUUUUUCCUUGUCUGACCCUUUGUUCACGUACAAAUAUAAGUGUCACGCUGGUCGAUGUGUGUAUUUACACAUUUGUCAUUAACUCAUGUUUGAUUAUGGGAGUUCACGGCGCAGGAUGACGAGGCUAGCGGCACGAUCGACUGCGUUAAGCUGAGGGUUUUUCUGAGUGCAUGCGGUCUUCCUCUGUGCACGGUUUUAUAACUGAGGCCCCUCUUGUUCUUCUGCUGCUUUAUUUUGAACCAUAGGCUGUCGAGAGUGCAACACUGCUUUCCUCUCGAGGAGAGUGUAAGAAUUAAAGACACUAGCAGGCGUAGUCACAUGAAACACAGGUGUACACAUUCUCCCCAAACACACACUGGUUUUGGGUUAUUGUGACAUGUAAAAUCUUUUUUUAUUGUACAGAUAGUUGGGGGAAAAUACAAUAAUGAAUUGAUUGUGCCAAUUGUUAUUUUGUUGUUUUUUUAUCUGUAAGAUAAAAUUAACAUGAUGAUUUAAAUUGAUAAGAGACGAGCUGUAGUUGUAAUUUAUUGUUUACUGAAUUGACUUCCUCAGACGCAUCGUUAAAGAUGGAGAACCAGUACGUAGUUAAACGCCAUCGGCAGUUUGCCCCUUUGUUCACACUAAAAAUCACACAAACUCUAAUUUUUAACUACCCGCGACUACACACGUGAAGCCAAACAUCAGAGCUUUGUGCUAUUUCUGACUGUACUGUAUCUCUUGCACCAUUAUCAAUGGGAUAUUUGCAAAAAAUACAUUUUGAUAUUUAGCGCAGAGAUUAUAUGUUUGGUCCAAUGGAUAAAAGAAAACCUUGUAACCAUGUUUUUAUUCCUUCACAGAUUUAAGAAAAUACCUUCUCUGUGUUAAUUGACUCAACUGGAAUAGCUCCAAUGGAUAUUUGUUAACAACCGACAUGUUUUUCUAGUGACAUGCUCAAUAUUUAAUGUGUUUUACGUACAGUUUGUUAACUUGUAUAACUUAAAAAUAAUUGUAACGUAAUGUUUUGAAGCCAAGCAUGUCUGCCUCGUGGUUUAUAAUGUUCAUUCACGUGGAGCCGAGGAUCUUUGAAGCCUUGGCACAUUGACCAUUGUUUGUACAUUCUUGACGUUUGUGGAAGCUACUAGCUCUUUUAAAAUGUUUCAGAAAAAAAAAAAUCAUUUUUUUUUGUAUGGGUAAAGCGUUAUCCAUUAUUUGUUGUUGGCAAUAACUUCUAUUUGAAUGUCCUCAGCAAUCAUUGCGAUGUAAUCAGCCAACAGAUCUAUCACGCUGUCUGCCUAUGACAAAGACAUUUUGUCUUUUUAUGUUUACUUUUGUUUUAAAACAUUCUUUAUUUGUCUAUGCAUUGUUUUCUCUCUCUCUCUAAAAGUCGUCUUACUGUACAUUUUACCUAUCAGGGUUGUUCUGCAGCCUUCGUUCAAGUUGUGGAUGAAUGUCUGUGUGUUUGAGUGUGUGUGAUGAUUGUUGAACUUGCAACCGGUUUUGAUUUUCAGCAUGCUGUUGAGUUUGACUAGGAUCGAUGUAUCUUUUUACUGUGAUGACCUGUCGUUGCCUAAUUGUCUUUUUUUCUUUUUUUUUUUUUGACUUUUUUUGUGUUGCUUUUGUAUUUUAUUUCCCUCUCAGUCGACAUUGAUUAGUUGGUUUUGUUUUGUAUGGCUGCUGACCAUGUCUUGACUUAAUGCUUCCAAAUCCUAUACCAACUGAACCAUUAAAGAUAUUUUAAACAGUGA
This is a messenger RNA of Plectropomus leopardus (leopard coralgrouper), 3147 nucleotides long. It is a transcript of the gene ctnnbip1, whose product is annotated as catenin, beta interacting protein 1. NCBI's taxonomy places the organism in Eukaryota, Metazoa, Chordata, Actinopteri, Perciformes, Serranidae. Gene Ontology annotation, cellular component: beta-catenin destruction complex; cytosol; nucleus. The record is from RefSeq and is a predicted model, not a curated record. Gene Ontology annotation, biological process: negative regulation of Wnt signaling pathway. Gene Ontology annotation, molecular function: beta-catenin binding.